This is a messenger RNA of Neohortaea acidophila, 2375 nucleotides long. Its product is annotated as kinase-like domain-containing protein. The transcript has 2 exons. Lineage: Eukaryota; Fungi; Ascomycota; Dothideomycetes; Mycosphaerellales; Teratosphaeriaceae. Gene Ontology annotation, cellular component: cytoplasm. Gene Ontology annotation, biological process: intracellular signal transduction; microtubule cytoskeleton organization; protein phosphorylation. Bases 393 to 2249 code for a protein of 618 amino acids. Gene Ontology annotation, molecular function: ATP binding; tau-protein kinase activity; protein serine/threonine kinase activity. The record is from RefSeq and is a predicted model, not a curated record.
CGUCGUUCAGGCCGCUGGCACCUUGGCCUUUCUCGACGACAGCGACAGUGACCAAGAGCCCGCACCGCGUCCAACGAGAGGCGACCGUCACCCCAGCCCCGCACCGAGAAAACUGUCCGCGGCGCAGAACACGCGCUCCGCCACCCCUAAAGGCACUCGUUCGCUGACUCCCCGCGGAGCUCGCGAUCAACAAGUAGAACAGCCGCCCCGACACACCGUCGCCUCCGCGUUUGCGGGGACGAAGUACCUCGAAGACAGCUCGUCAGACGAGGACGACGAAGAGCCACCCACGCCACGCAACAACAGCCUCGAGGAAGCCAUUUCCGACGGCCCCCCCAGCCCCGAUCGCUCACGACACGAGGUCAAACGCGUCGACAAGCCCAAGGUGCAAGAUGGAGGAGGGGUCUCCUGGCGCGCCUUUUCGCAAGGAAGAGCCGAGCAGCGCAAUCAAGAGAUCGAAGCCCUCCAGGCUCGCUUUAAGCAACGUGGAAAGAGCAUCGCCUUCGUCUCGCACGCCCUCACAGACGACGGAGAGCGGGUCCCUCUCCAACAUUCACCUGAGCAGACUCUCACUGGAGACAAGCCGGGACCCAAGAAACCCCGCGGAAAGUCGCCGCCCCGACGAGCCAGGGAUGUCGAACCCACCGAGGAUGAGAUGGCAGACGGACCGGGACUCGCCACAUACGAUCCCGUCCAGUUCAAGACCAAUCCAUUCACAGAGCCGGUCCGCAGAACCGCCAGCAAUACCUCGUGAAAUACUCACAACGAGCGACAUGGUGACCGGCCCACAUAUGCCCGCCAUGCCGUCAUUGACAUCCGAAUCCACCAUCUCGCCGUACAGCGAUCACGAAGCCACCUCCUCACCCACCGGCACCGACGAUGGCGGCCUCGAGAACAGCAUUAGCAGUCUCGCGAGCAAGUUCUCCGCGCCGCAAACAAUCCCCGAGGGCGUGCCGAUUGACGUAUCCCUAUCGCCGGUGAUGUCACCAGAGAUGCUCAGUCCCAUCAGCAGAGAUCCCAGCACGCGAUCUCUUCGCUCGUACGCCCGGCGCAUCCCGAAUAGCGGAUCUCGUCGCUCCUCGCGACGCUCCACCUCCGCCAACGCCGCCUCCGCCCCGAGCCCUGCACAGUUGUUUCUGUCCUCGUGGAGCCGGGAUGGUAUGCCGCCCGAACUCGCCGCAGAGCCACGCGCUGACGAUGAAGGCCAAUCCAUCGGGCUCAACAAUGAAUACAUCAUCGGCCGGCAGAUCAACCAAGGCGGGUUUGGCGUGGUAAAGGAGGUCCACACCAUCAACGACGCGGGCGAGCGACUCAUCCGCGCGGUGAAGGUCGUGCGCAAAGCCAUCCCGGGCAAGGAUGAGCCGCAAAACGAUAAGGCACAGCAAGAGCUGGAGCACGAAGUCUCCAUCUGGCGCCACCUGAAACACCGCCACGUCCUCGAGCUACACGCCGUCUACGACACCGACUACGCCACCUUCUGCGUCAUGGACCUCAACAUCGGCGGCACGCUGUUCGACAUUGUGCGCCGCGCCCGCGGCAGCAUCUCCGGUAGCAUCUCCGACCAAUUCCAGCCGCACGACGGGCGCCGAGGCCUGCCCUCCGGCAUCGCUAAGCGCUAUGCCUACCAGCUCGCCUCGGCCCUGCGCUACCUGCACGAGGACAUCCGCGUCUGCCACCGCGACGUGAAGCUCGAAAACUGCCUCGUCGACAUGACGGUGCCGAAUGCAGAGGUCGACGGCGGCUGCCUCCGCCUGUGUGACUUUGGCCUCGCCGACUUCCUGCACAGCGAAGAACUCUCCUCCGCCGCAGGCGACUACGUCAUGAUGGACCCCACGCCCUUCCCCGGGGGCAGCCCGACGCUCCAGCAGCACCACGCCACCACGUCCUCCAUCAUCGGCACGCUGGAGUACGCCAGCCCGAAGGGCUUGAGCGCGCACCGCAAGCUCUUCGAGACGGCCGGCGACGUCUGGGCCUUCGGCGUCAUCGUCUACGUCCUUUGCACCGGCGAGCUGCCUUUCAAACACGCCCUGCCCGCCAAGACGGUCGAGCUGAUCAUGGCGGGCGAGUGGGACGAGAGCGCGCUGUUCGACGCCGCGGCCGGUGGGCCCGAGGUGCGGGAGCUGGUGCGUGGGUGUUUGGAUAAAGAUGUUGAUUUGAGAUUGACUAUAGGAGAGGCGCUGGGCAGUGUGUGGUUUGAGGGGUGUCGGGAGUUGGGUGAGGAGCGCGAGGAGGAAGGGGUGUGGAAUUGAGGCAGGGUUGGAUCGGUCGUUCCGUGUGAUUUGCUUCUUGGCCCUCGCGUGGCUUUUUUGGGGUGGUUUUGCUGUUUGCAAGCGCGGCGUUUCGGGUGAGAUAUGGAUGGAUGUCAGGGAUGGAUG